AAAUAUUUUUUCGCUAUUCAAAAUGGCCCCUCUCAAUCAGGAAGUAGAGAACACAAGUAGCGGCGACUAAGUUGGAUAAAAUCACCAAUUUUCGUCGAUUUGACGUCGGUCGCGGCUCGACAUCUGCCCGCUUGUUGGGAGUUCGGACUGGGACGAAGCAAAGGCGACGAAAGGGUCAUGGAGAGUCUUUUUCCGUGCUAGAGGUACGAUUCGGGACACAGCCAGGAGAAGGAUUGGCAGUUUGGGCCGUAGCAAAAAUCCUCUCGUGGUCAUGUUUACUACUCCAGUCUGAUGCCCACCCUCCCCUUCGCGCUGGCCAUGGACGGGGAGAACUACCUGCAUCCAGAAGGCCCUCAGCUGGACACCAGCUUGUUCUCUGUACCCUCCUCAAACAUGGAGAGUUCCCUCUUUGCCUCUUCUGGCUCCUGGAGGUCCUUUUCUCACCAGGCUGGAUACUGCCCUAUGCAAUCUGGAAACCAGCAAUACCACUUGAACAGCAGCAGUGCUACCACCGCCACUACACCGGAUGUGCACCUUGAGAUGUACUCUGCGUUCUCCGACAUGGAUUUCCCCUGCCUCAACCUCGCCAGGAAUAGCGAUUUCUCACAGGAUCUGUCCUGCAUCGAUGACCUCUCCACCAAUUCCCUGUUCUCCUCUCCGGCCGACUCACUGUCAGAGUAUGCCGACGCCCAAUCCUUCAUCAGCACCGACCACCUGGACACGGUGCCCACCCUCUGGGACGUCAGCACGAGUACCACCGCCGUCACCGCACCAGCACAGAGCCAGCUGGAGCUGAAAGGCUCCAACAGGUUUCAGGGCUUGGCAAGUUUGGAUGAUAUAACCGCUAUAAUCAGCACGCCACCUUUAGGAGGUUUUCAGACUCAGAGAACCCAGUCACCCCCAGAGGAGGAGGAGGAAGCAGAGGAAGAGGAUUCAGAGGAACUGGGCCAUGUUGACACGUAUGCUGAGUACAGACCUUCCAAAUCCACUAUCGGAAUUUCCCAUCCCGACAUAGUGGUGGAGACCAACACGCUGUCCAGUGUCCCUCCUCCGGAUAUCACAUACACUCUGUCUAUACCCGAGUCGACCAUUAACAGCGGCUUGCUUUCAGCCCUGCAGCUAGAAGCCAUCAUCUACGCCUGUCAGCAACACGAGGUCAUCUUACAGAACAACCAGCGAGCAGGCUUCCUGAUCGGAGAUGGAGCCGGUGUGGGAAAGGGACGCACUGUUGCGGGAAUCAUCCUGGAAAACUAUCUGAAGGGAAGGAAAAAAUCACUAUGGUUCAGCAUAUCCAAUGACCUGAAAUUUGAUGCAGAGCGAGAUCUCAAAGACAUAGAUGCACCGACUAUUCCUGUGCAUGCCUUAAACAAAAUUAAGUAUGGAGACACAGCUACCUCAGAAGGAGUCCUCUUUGCGACCUACUCUGCGCUGAUUGGUGAGAGCCAGGCGGGAGGGCAGCACCGCACGCGGAUUAAACAGAUCCUGGACUGGUGCAAGCCGGAUUUUGACGGAGUUAUUAUUUUUGAUGAAUGCCAUAAAGCUAAGAAUGCCACGUCAACAAAGAUGGGCAAGGCGGUGCUUGAUCUGCAAAACAAACUGCCACGGGCCAGAGUGGUGUAUGCCAGUGCCACAGGUGCCUCUGAGCCAAAGAACAUGAUCUACAUGAGCCGCCUGGGUAUCUGGGGUGAGGGCACGCCUUUCAGGGCCUUCGACGACUUCCUGCACACCAUCGAGAAGAGAGGCGUGGGCGCCAUGGAGAUUGUUGCUAUGGAUAUGAAAGUGAGCGGGAUGUACAUAGCCAGGCAGCUGAGCUUCUCAGGGGUGUCUUUCCGCAUUGAAGAGAUCGGAUUGGACAGCGACUUCAAGCUGGUCUACAAUAAAGCCGCCAAACUGUGGGCGGAGGCACUGCAGGUCUUUAUGCGCGCCGCCGACGAGCUGGGCCUGGUCAGCAGGAAGUCCCUGUGGGGCCAGUUCUGGUCGUCUCACCAGCGCUUUUUCAAAUACCUCUGUAUAGCUGCCAAGGUCCGCUGCCUGGUGGAGUUGGCCAAGAAAGAGCUGGAGGCAGGAAAGUGCAUCGUCAUUGGCCUGCAGUCUACUGGGGAGUCGCGCACCAGAGAAGUUCUGGACGAGAAUGACGGUCAUCUUGACAGAUUUGUUUCUGCUGCAGAGGGAGUAUUCCAGUCUCUUGUUACCAAACAUUUCCCUUCUGAGAAGCAGCGAAGAGAGAAGGCACCCGGGAAUAAGAGAAAACGUAAGCCUCGAGGACGCCAUCCAAAGGUACCCAAGCACACAGUGGACAGCGUCGGCAUCAUCAGCAUCAACAGUGACGACAGCAGCACUGACUCUGACGGCAUGGACACCGAUUCCAAUUCGUCUCCAGACUCGCUGCUGGAUAACGACGAUGUCAUAUUUGUCAACCACACGAGCUGCCACACUGGUGGGUGUUUUUGUUCUUGUUGUUAUGGUGGAAUCACACCCAGCACUAUGCAUCACUUUGUCCCCUGGGGAUUUCCAGUCAGGAUAGAGGAGAUGAAGCAGGAUCUCCUCAACAAGAUAUCACAACUGGGAAAAGAACUACCUCUCAACACCCUGGACGAACUCAUUGAUAAGUUCGGCGGGCCCGAUAAAGUCUCAGAGAUGACCGGGCGUAAGGGUCGUGUGGUGCGACGUCCUGACGGUAGUGUCCGUUACGAGUCCCGCGCUGAGCAGGGCCUCACCAUCGACCACAUCAACAUCAAGGAGAAAGACCGCUUCAUGAGUGGAGAAAAGCUGGUGGCCAUCAUCUCCGAGGCGGCCAGCUCUGGAAUUUCCCUGCAGGCGGACAAGAGGAUAAAAAACCAGCGGCGGCGUGUCCACAUGACAUUGGAGCUACCUUGGAGCGCAGACAGGGCCAUUCAGCAGUUUGGCCGUACCCAUCGGUCCAAUCAAGUAACAGCUCCAGAGUACAUCUUUCUCAUCUCGGAGCUAGCCGGUGAGAGACGUUUCGCCUCCAUCGUGGCAAAGAGACUUGAGAGCUUGGGCGCGUUAACACAUGGAGACAGAAGAGCGACUGAAACCAGAGACCUGAGCAAGUACAACUUUGAGAACAAGUAUGGUACCAAGGCUCUGGAUAAAAUCACCAAAGCAAUCCUGGGGCACAUAGAGAACAAGGUGCCUGCGCCCAAAGGUUACCCUGGAGGCGACGCCAUGUUCUUCAGAGAUAUGAAGCAUGGAAUGAUGGAUGUGGGCAUCUUCUGUAGGGAGUCACGCUUUGGCAUCAGUACAGAGAAAGAUUGCAGCAUUACCAAAUUUCUAAAUCGCAUCCUGGGUCUCGAGGUCCACAAGCAGAACCAUCUCUUCCAGUACUUCACAGACAAUUUUGACUACCUAAUUGAGAAGGACAAGAAAGAGGGCAAAUAUGACAUGGGCAUCUUAGAUCUGGCUCCAGGUAAUGAUGAGAUUUACGAGGAAAAGCAGGAAAUCUUCAUGACAGUGGGCAACCCUCAGGAUGGUCAGGUGGUUCUCUACAAGAUCAGUGUGGACAGAGGUAUGCCUUGGGAUGAAGCAAACAACAGGUUUCUCAGUCUCACUGGUGUUGACGAGGGCUUCUACUUGUCCCAGAAACUACGAGGUAGCCAGCCAUGCGUGCUGCUCGCUGAGCAAGGGAGAGGCAAGAAUUUCAUUGUCUACAAGCCCAACAUCGGCAAGCAGACUAACCCCGAAAGCCUUGAAAAACUGCAGCAACGCUAUCGGAGGGCGACUCCAGAGGAGGUCAAGGACUACUGGGAGAGCCAGUUCAGCUUCUCUUUGAAGAAGUGUUGCCAUGCCAACGGUAACGGCAAAUGCAAGAAGGUGGAAGAAGGCCAGGAGUGCUUCCAGGGCAUGCGCCUGCGCCAGUACCACAUGCUGUGCGGCGCUCUGCUGCGCGUUUGGAAGCGCGUUUCCGACGUGGUGUCUGACAUCACCAGUUCCAGCAUUCUGCAGAUUGUUCGCCUCAAAACCAAGCAGCACAACAAGCAAGUUGGCAUCAAGAUCCCGGAGAACUGUGUGGCCCGGGUACGUGAGGAGCUCUUGCUCAUGGACGAGGAGGUGAAGCGGAGGCGCAAGGAGCGCGAGAAGCAAGCCAUGGAGCAGCGUCUGGCUGAGGAGCGCAUGCGCAAAAUGGAGCAGGACAACAAGCACCUGCUGGCAAACCUGUUCAGCCAGAAAGCCAUGCCCAACCAGUCUCUGGCCCAUUCGCUGGUCCACAGUCAGCUCCUGAAGCAGAAACUGAACCCGCUGCAAAAGACGCAAGUGGCGAGCCUGUCUCAGCUGCAGAGGAUGCAGGCCGUCUUGCAGCAGCAACAGCAGCAACAACAGCAGCAGCAGCACCCACAGGGUCACGGUCUACUGUCUUUACCGAGGACCACUCCCCAAGUGACUCCUACCGGCUGGCCCGGGAAGUCGGCCGCCUCCAAGCAGGCGGCCGCACGUAACGCGGUCAUCCACGGUUCAAACUUUUCCCAGUUUUACCCGCAGUCCUUCUUACCCCAUUUCCCGCAGCCCAUCCCCAUCCACCAGUCGGCUCGCAUGUCUUCCCAGAAGGCCCAAGAUGAGAUCUUGGACCUGACCGUCAGCUCGCCGUCGCCCUCUCCGGACAGCACCGAGGCCGGGUUGGCCCUAGACGGUCUAGCGAGACCGACCGGAGCGUUCGCUGACGACUUUAACUUGGAGUCGCUCAUCUCUCAAGUGGCCACUCAGCUACCGCCGCCGCCCCCUCCUCCAUCUCUGAACCACAACCACCUGAGAAACAACCACCAGGACUUGCUGGAUCUAUUUGACCUGCCCCUUUCGCCGCAAAUGCCCGUGCAUAAAGCCAGCCCAUCGUCCUCCGCCUCGUCCAGCUCCUCGUCCACCUCCUCCCUCAUCCAAAGCUCGCUCUUCUCCAACCCGCCGUCCUCGUCCUCUUCCUCUCAGUUCGCCCCCCCUCGCUUCCCCAACUAUCUGCCCCAGUCGGACUUACUCCCCCUGCCCAACGGCCACUGCAGCUCCGACGCUCUGGACGCGCGCGAGGCUCUGAACAGCAUGUUCAAGGAAGCGGGGCUUGACCGCAAGUCCGUCAUUCACUACCGCCAGCAAGACUGACACUUUUAACGUCCUCACAGGUUUUUUUUGUGUGUGUCUGUGUGUAAGCAAAUACUAGCACACAUCCUCCGCUUUUGUCCGGGGACCUUCUAGUCAACGUCACUGCCUGUCCUGCUCUCAGUCUUCUCUCCAACCACCCAUAGCCAUCGCCUGCUCUCAGUAUCAGUGUCACUCACCCCCAUCGUGUGUCCUCCACGGCAGCUGUAACGCAAACUUGACUUUACGGAACUAUUCUGGAGCUGUCGAAACGAAACAAACAACAACAAAAAAGUCCUUUAACUGAUUCGACGCUGGAAUCUUUUUUUUUUAAAAGUUUUUUUAUUAUUAUUUUUAUUAUUAUUAUGCUUUAUUCGAGCGAGGCACUAAGUGGCAACAAACUGGAAUAUACAAGAGGAAGAAAUCAAAGCUGACAAAACCGUGAAAUGCCUCCUGUUUGUCCGUUUCGUCGGCCCCAACGACACGACACACUCCCCCUCUCUCCCUUGUGUUGGAGGAAGAGGAGGAGAUGAGGGAAAGCAGCAGUCUGCAAACAGUGCCUUUCUAAAAAUCUAUAAAUGCAGUCUUUAAAACAAAAAACAAAAAAAAUCAUGUAGCCUAAUGUAUAGAUUUGUAUUUUAAUUUAAAUAUGGUAUAUUUGUAUUUAACCUUUUUCGUCCCUUCGUGUUACACUAUGCUGGUGGCGGGUUCCAAGGAGAGGCCUCGGUGAAGCCUCAACCGUGUGUGAGUGUGUUAAUGUGUGUUUAUGUGUGUGACUUGCAACAACACCGACAAGCAUUAUGAGCAGAGGGUAUCCAAAAAUAUCACUCUUGGGAAGGGUGAAUGGAUUCAUUUUGAAACCGACGAUACAGAGAGAUUUGACUCCUGGUUUGACUUUAAAUUUCUCAGGACAGUCUCAAAUGCUUUUGGUCUUGUUGUACACCAGUGUAAGUUGGUUUGGAUCACUAAGUCGACAGAAAUGUCUCAAAAGAAACACCAUUUGAGCAAUACAGUCAUACCUUGGUUUUCGACCAUAAUGCGUUCCAGAAGGCUGUUCGAAAAGUGAUUUGUUCGAAAUCCGAAACUAUUUUAUUAGCCCAUGAUUAGGGGCUAAUUCUCUAUGCAUAAAUGGCAUAAAAACAGCCAGAUUUGCGUAAAUUACAACAAACACGUCUGCUCACAAUGAACGCGACCCGCGGAAGUGUCACUUCCUCGUGGAAGGAAGCCGAAAGGAGUCAAGUGGCAUAUUCAGGUUUGCUAAGUUUGGUUGAAAACCGGUUUUCCAAUGUAAUUCGAGGCGUAAAAAUCUAGCAUUUUCUGGUUGAAAACCGAUUUGGUUGAGAACAGAGAGGUUCAAAAACCGAGGUUUGACUGUACGUAUUUCCUUGUUAACCAGGUGGGGGGGAAAAACGUUUGGAAGAGCGCCCCCUGUUGUUCUAAUAACACAUUGUCACUCUCCAAUGUAUUUUCACAUUUUUGAAACAUGAUUUUAUUUUAUUUUUUUGUUGAUAAAGAAAAAAGCCCCCUUAACAUCUCCCAUACGCAUCAGAGCCAUAGCUCCAGACAUUUUACUGCCUCUGCCUUUUACACAAAACCUCACUAAAGUGAGCGAUAUCCGCAUCCUAGUCAGAUUUAACACAGAGGUCCUCUCUUUGUCACGAUGAAAGGGGAAGAAAAAUUCAGUUUGUUGCAGUUGGUAUAAAAGUAGCAAAGUCGCCGUGUUGUCAACUUCAUGCAAGCCGCAUUAAAACCGGUUAAAAACGAGAAAAAAAAUCCCGACGAGUCGGAACACCCGUAUUUUGAUUAAUAUUGGAUUUUUGGAAUAUGACAAAUAGAAAAAUCCAUGUUUUUCAGCAAGCGACCAGUUUGCCUUGCACUGCCACCUUUUUUAUUUUUAUUUUUUUAAUGUCGUCUAAAAAUGACAUCACGUUGCCUAAGGGCUCAGCUUGCAAUUGUCACAUGACCAAAAGCAAGAAAAUCGGUGAGCCAUGAUUGGUCGUUACCUGAGCCGUUAGCGACCGUCAUGUCAUUUUUAGUUUACAGCAAGUGGCAAAAUGGCCGACUGUAUUUUACUGUUCAUUCAUAUUCAACAAAUGUAAUAUUUGUCAGAAUGCCGGGACGAUAAAGUGGUGGGCGCACAUAGAACAGAAUUGUCACAAUUGAUUUAUUUUUUUUAACUUCCCCUCUAUUACAGCAACAGUUGCAUAGAAGACGUUGGUCACUUUUCCACAGAAAUCCCACAAAAUCAGCAAUAGAAUUGCAGCAUCAGGAUUGUGCCAGAACCCCCCAAAUUUACGCAAUAUAUCCACACAGCAUUGUUUUACACCUCAUCCCAAGAGUCAUGAAAUCCCCUUCCAAACAGGCAACAUCCCACCUCUGUCACGGCUCUCAUCUCCCAAGUCAGAGAAUUGCACGGCGGCCGCCUGUGUGCCAUUUAAGCAAAGCGACAACACGAAAAAAUGGAAACGCAAUUCUCCCAGAUGUUGUAGUUUCACUAACAGCACCCUUGGCGAUCCCGCCAAAUUACCACGUCAGAGCUCUACGAAAAGACCGAACGAGCAUGUUUGACCAAUCGCUUUCAACGCAAGUAAACGGGCGUUUAUUGGUUUUAACUGCACUCACAUUUCACGAACUCUGUUCUGGUUCCAAAACUCCGAAGGCUCCUCAACUUCAAACCCCCCGUACAAACUUGUCUGGAUAGCGACAAUUGCUUUCGACGCAUUAGGGUGAAAGAAGUGUGUUAAACUCCGACAAACGUAGAAAGGCGGACCAAAAAAAAAGCUUGUCUUUGUUUCACCCAUUCCGGGACAGCGGUCACUACAGUGGAGAGCUUAUCAUGUUAUCAGUUUACAAGGUGCAGGAAAAAGGGUUCAUGUCAGAAAACCGCUCGGAAUCGUCACCAAAUUUGACAUGCACAUCUCCACUCCAACCACUGAAAAUAUCAAUCCGAUUGCCACAAUAUUUUGGAUUUUGUGUUUUCCUCAUAAGGUGACAUUAAGCUGUCCUCUGAAACCGAUGAAAAUGAAGACGUUAAAAUGUCUGUAAAAUGCUCAAUAUUGAUGUGAUCAUUUUGAUAUUUUUUGGGCAACGAUUGAGGCAGUUUUCUGCCAUCAAGUGACGUGAAACUUUUUGUGAAGAGGGAAACACUUAACGGCCUUAAAAUCUAAAAGAUUGAGGCAAUUGUUUUGAUUUCAAAGGAUGAAAUGGUCAUGUGUAUCUGAUUUAUUUAUUUUUUUAAUAACCGGUAGUUUUCUGAGCUCAAACUAACAUUACGGUUUUUUUGUUGUUUGUUUUGGGGGUUUUUUACGUGAAAACUUAUACCACAGGUGUCAAACGCUGGUCCUUGAGGGUAGCUGUCAAACAUGUUUUAGAUUUUUCCCUCCUCCAAUACGCCUGAAUAAAGUGAUCAGCUCAUCGGCGAGCUAAACAGAAAGCCUGACGAUUGCGAUCUUUUGGAUCGGGUAUGUUGGAAUUGGGAAACAUCUAAAACAUGCAGGAUAGCGCCACUCGGCGACCGGCCCCUCCAUUAAGCCCGUGGUUAAUUCUGUUUUGUCAGAUUGUGUAACGUCAGUGUUUCUUAAGACACACGGAUGUGAUUCAAAUCCAUAUAAAAGCCAUAGACCGUUAUCCAAAUCUACGGAAAAUGUGCGUCCAUCCCUCCCCCUGCAUUGUUUCUUUGUAAAUCGGCGUGUGUUUGAAUGGUUGUCGCGCUUGGCUUUGCCGCCGAUGUCUGCUGGUGCACAUCGCGCGGUCGAAGCAAUAAAAACCGGAAAGAAAGUCGGUCGCGAACGCGGCGGCUCAAGCAUUGUUUACUCUCACCAGGCGUGCAAAUUUCCUCGCCGUUGUUUGAUUGCAUACCACCUUUAUGUCAUAACAGUGAUAAAGAUGUUUUUUUUUAUAUUAUAUUUAAGGGAUAUUUAACUCUGUUCUUCUGCUUGUUCUUUAAGACGAGUCAAAACGUUUGGUCAGGGAAGACAAGUUGUAUUCAAAUCUGUCACCAAAUAUGUUUGCAAUGUCUUGUGUCUGGAUUGAUUUCUGCUCAUUGUCCUUCAUGGAGUUGGUUGCCCCCACCACCUGCCCCCUCAGUGAGAUACCAAAGUGUUUUUGUUGCCCUAAAUUUACCAUUUAACAAUCUCAGGAAGAAAUAAAUAAACGUGGACGGGUGAGGGUGACAUGAGAAAUAUUAUUCCCCUUCUUAGCAGUGCUUAAACCAGCGUGUUUGUACUUUACAUGUACCAUUUGCUCUUAUGGGAGGUUUUAUGUUUCAGGGCUGGGGAACCUCACUGCUGUCUUAUUUCUUUUUUUUUUUUCUUUUUUUUUUUUUUUAAGUAUGUAGUACAUUUCUGAAAAAAUAUGAGGCAAUGAAUGCGUGCUGUAGAUUCCUCACCCUUGGUGUUAGGCUGUUGUUUUGGGAUUGGAUACUGUUGAUGCCAAUUUAGGGCAGCGCGGCAUAGUUGUCAGAGGUUUGUAAACAUGUUUUGUUUGUUUGUUUUUUCAAAAUUCUAACAUUUAAACCAGUUAUGGGUUGGAGUCAUGCAGCAUUUAUUUGACACUUUUUUUUUUGUUUUUUUGUUUUUUAAACCCUCGUGUUGCUUAAAAAUGGACCUGAAAUGAUUAUCCACGCUGAUAAUUUUUUUUUUUUUUUUUUUUGGGACUAGUGGUUAGCCCUCCAAACUCAAAGUGGAGAGGUUCUGGGUUCGAAUCUCCUGGAGUUUGCCUGUUCUCUGUUGACAUGAAAUCAAAUGCAUGUGAGUGAGAUUUCCGCACAGGUGGUCUAUUGCCAUUUAAAAAAAAAAAAAACAUAAUGAAUCUAUAAAUUAAUGAAAUACAAAAAAGCCAACUGAACAGGUUCUAUUUGAAAAAGUAUAAUUUUAAAAAUAUAUUUUAUCGAAAGGUUUGUUUUUUUUUUUUGCCCAAUAUGCGCCAUUGCAUAACAGGAGUGUUAAAUAACAUUUGAAUUAAUUUUUCCAAAUAUUCCAAAGCAGGUACAUUCCAUAAGAAGCUUUUUCAAAAGGGCUUCCCCUUACUGCUCCGCUAAAAUAUAUCACGUAAACCCACAUUGUGGACGUAAUCCAAUGAUAAAAGGAUACAAAGCACAUGAAUUGGCUAUGUUAAACAAAAGUCGCUUGCAACGUUUUACUGGACCCGGGAAAAAACACUGCAUCUGGACCUGUUUUGGGCCCCCUGCUUUUUGUAUUGUUUUAUCCGUUGGUUGUCAUGUUGCACUAAGAAUGGCAUCAUCACGUGACUCUCCCCCUUCUUCUAGCUUUUGCGUGUUGUGUUUCUUCUGGUCUUUUGUUUGAUGGAUUUGUAUACUGUAACCAUCCUUCCAUGUUUCUCCACUGUUUGCAUAUUAUAUAAAUCACUCAAAUAAUUUAUUGCUAACAACAACAACAAAAAACACAAAAACAUGCUACUGAUUGUAUGUAUUUUUAAACAAAGUCUAUUUUUUCUGUACAAAAAAAAACAAGAGAAAAAAAUAGAAACUGUGUUCAGCACUUUUAUUCUGGGUUUUUUGCUUUUGUUUUUCUAUAUAUUUAUAAUUUAGAUCCAAAUGUAUAUAUUGUAAAAUUUGUGCCUUUUGACUAAUUCUUUUCAAAAACAAAAUGACAACAAAAAGUGGUUUUCUACUCAUUAAAGGAAGGACUAUAUGAAAUUGCAAUCUUUGUUCAACAAAUAAAAACUUGCAGAUUGCUGAAACUCAA
Messenger RNA from Hippocampus zosterae (dwarf seahorse), 10784 nucleotides. It is a transcript of the gene sbno2b, whose product is annotated as protein strawberry notch homolog 2. Gene Ontology annotation, biological process: regulation of DNA-templated transcription. The transcript has 31 exons. Gene Ontology annotation, cellular component: nucleus. Gene Ontology annotation, molecular function: chromatin DNA binding; histone binding. The record is from RefSeq and is a predicted model, not a curated record. Bases 292 to 5103 code for a protein of 1603 amino acids. Lineage: Eukaryota; Metazoa; Chordata; Actinopteri; Syngnathiformes; Syngnathidae.